Stegodyphus dumicola is the source of this 4783-nucleotide messenger RNA. Its product is annotated as cation-independent mannose-6-phosphate receptor-like. Gene Ontology annotation, cellular component: trans-Golgi network; late endosome; plasma membrane. Gene Ontology annotation, biological process: lysosomal transport. The record is from RefSeq and is a predicted model, not a curated record. NCBI's taxonomy places the organism in Eukaryota, Metazoa, Arthropoda, Arachnida, Araneae, Eresidae. Gene Ontology annotation, molecular function: insulin-like growth factor binding; signaling receptor activity; D-mannose binding.
GCCAGGUGGUUGGCCAGUAUCUGGACCAAAGAUAAAUGGAACUUCUACGUACUAUGAAAUUAGUGUAUGUAAUCCUCUCAAUUAUACUUCAGCUUCUCUUAGCCAAGGUUGUCCAAAAAGUUCCAUUUGUCAAAUUUCAGGUGGAAACGCACUUAGUUUUGGAAAUGCCAUUGAAACACGUUUUAAUUAUUUAAUUUUGGACAAUGAUGACAAUGGUUUUACACUAUAUGUUCACACAUAUAAUUCGUGUGAUUCACUUUUGAACGAAAUUCGAGGAGCUGAAAUAGAGUUUGAAUGUGGACCAAAUCUUGGCGCACCAGAACUUAUAUUUUGGACUGACUGUAGACUGAAAUUUUGGUGGAGAACCUCAGCUGCUUGCUUCAACAAACCCAAAUCCCAUCAAGUUCCUUGCUAUGUCAUUGAUCAUGAAGUCAAUGUUUGUUCUGAGAUAUCUGGUGAUGAAGGCUGUGGCUCAAACUCGUCAGCAUGCAGAGUUGAUUGGAAUAAUUAUUUAUCAUUUGGAAAACCUCAUGGGCGCCUUCAAUACACCCACGAAGGACUAAUUUUGUCUUAUUUAGCAGAUGAAAUAUAUUCACAGCCACCUAAGGGAUGUAGUCUCAUACCUAAGACAACCAUUAUAUUUAAAUGUUCUCCAAGACAUCAUAGUAGUCGGCCAGCAUUGAUAUCUAACUAUAACUGUCAGUAUAAAGUAGAGUGGUAUACUGAAUAUGCCUGUCCUCAAAACUUAAAAGGAAGUUUGGAAACUUGUCAGUUUACAAGAGAAUCUCAUGGAGUUGAAAUAGAUUUAACGCCUUUGAAAAGGAAACCUGUUUUUAAUGUUUCCAGUUCAUGGUCCGCUAGGUAUUCCACAUAUGCUUUAAGUGUUUGUGGUGGACUUAGAAAUUUUAUUUGCAGUGGUAAAAAUUUGAAAUCAACUGCUGUUUGUGCAACUAAACGAACAAAUUCAUCUGUGAUAGUUGAUACGACGGAAGGAUCACAUCUUGUAUAUUCACAUGGUAUAGUGACUUUAACUUAUCCUAGCCGAGAAUCAUGUGAUAAUGUUACAAAUCACUCAACUGUAAUAAAAUUUCUUUGUGAUUCUAAAGCUAGUAAUAAUGGAGUUGGGGAGCCUUCUCAUUUAUCUUCAGAUUCUUGCACUCAUAUAUUUGAAUGGAGAACAAAACAUGCAUCAUGCCCAAAAGGCGCUUUAGAAGUUGAGGGUGCUUCGAUUGAGUGCAUGGUACAAGAUCUAUUUUCUCAUUUAAUUUACGACGUGUCAUUAUUAUCGGCUUAUGAGAAAAGUUGGGUACCAGUUGCAAAUAAAGGUAAUAAAGAAAUGGGGAUCUAUUUGAGUGUUUGCCGACCUUUCGCUGAGCCGUUAACUUGUGACGCAAAAGCUGCUGCAUGUAUGGUUGAAAAAGUUGGUGAAAAUGAGAGGGCUGUUAUAUCUAAUUUAGGACAGUCAAGUACUCUUCUAGUUUUAGAGGGUCCUGGUCAUCUUAUUCUUAAGUACACUAAUGGAAAUAUUUGCACUGCAUAUGGUAAAAACGUUACUUAUUCGACAACAAUACAUUUUGUCUGUGCAGAAGAUAAAAUUGGAAACAAUUAUCUACAGUAUUUAAAUAAAGUUGAUGCAUGUGAAUAUGUUUUUUUCUGGUCAACAAAAGCUGCUUGUUCGACUGGCAUUGUGCAGUCUUUUGAAAGUUGCCAGCUUACUGAUCCUGAUUCUGGUUUUACUUUUGAUUUGACUCCUCUUUGGAAAUCCAAUGAGCCAUACAGAGUAAAGGUAGACUUUAACACUACUUACCAGCUUAAUAUAUGUGGUAGAGUGGUAUCUGGGUGUUUAUCCUCUGGUGGGAAACAACAAUCUAAACGUGUCAGUGUGUGUCGAACUGAUUCAAAAGGCAAAUUAAUAUAUAACAUAGCUGUGUCAAAUUCAUAUUUCCUUAGCUAUUCGACUGGAAGUGAUUUGUCAAUCUCUUACCAACCUGAUGGAGUUUACGGUAGGGAAGUAAUAAUAAAGUUUCCAUGUAAUAAAACAACAGCAGAUCUAAAUCCGAAAUUAAUAACUAACGAUUACAGGAAUGACCAAUUAAUUUUCGAGAUGAAGACAUCUCUUACUUGUAUCCCUUCACAUUUUGACUGCAAUGUGAUUGAUGAAUAUGGUAAUGAAUAUGAUUUAAAUCCUCUUGCAAAAUACAGGAAGAGAAAUUGGGAGGCUAUUGACAAUAGACCAAGGUAUUCACAUUUAAGAUACCAUAUAAAUUUUUGUCGACCAUUGAACAAGGUAUCAUCUUAUAUAUGUCCUUCUGGCUCUUCCGGAGCUUGUGUAACUAAUGCUUUGCAAAACGAAAGUAUAGGUCAUGAUCUCGGCUCUCAGUUGAAUAAGCCUUUUGUUAAUAGUAAAGGUAUCAUAGUUCUUUAUUAUACGCAUGGAUCUUAUUGUCAUAAUGGUGAAUUCAGGCGUAGUACAAUAGUAAAUUUGUUCUGUUCUGGAGAACAAGAAGAUCUAAAAUUUAUAGGGGAAACACCAGAAUGUGAAUAUAUUUUCUCAUUAGCAACUCCUGUCGCAUGCCCUAUUCAAAGCAGUGUUGGCAGUGCUUGCUCAGUAAAAGAACCUUUCUUUGGAUACAUUUUCGAUUUAAAUCCUCUGAAGAGUAAUAAUAAAUAUAAUGUAAUGGUAGGUGAAUAUAAAUUCUAUUUCAGUGUUUGUCAUAAAUUGAAUGGCUUACAGAAUGCAUGUGUUAAUUCAAGUGCUUGUCAAACGAAACCUAAAGAUCCUGCAUUUUCAAAAAGUCUUGGUCUGCCGAAUGAUCGACUUAUUUAUCGAAAUGGAAGAAUUUUGCUUAAAUAUACUUCAGACACAGACUACCGCGAUGGGAAAUGCAGUUAUUCAACGGAAAUUACUUUUACUUGUCAGCUUGGCCCUGAAGAAGUUGGACCAUAUUUUGUAUUAGAAAAUGAGCACGGUGCAUAUUAUGAUUUAAGCAAAUUAUCUCUACGUAAUGGCAAUUAUUAUGUUAAACAUCCUAUAUAUGAAAAACAAUUUGUGAUUAAUGUAUGCAGUAUUGUGGUGCACACGCCACAUUCUGUUUGUCCUUUUGCUUCGGCUUCAUGUUUAGUUGAUAUUUCAAACCAUCCUGUUGAUGAACCUGUAAAUCUUGGUAGAAUUAGUCAAGGACCAUAUAUAGAUAAUGGUAAGAUAAAAUUAAAGUAUACUUCUGGAGAUCCAUGUGAUGCAGAAGGAACAGAAACGAUAAGAUUCAUGCAGACAGUUAUUGAAUUUAUUUGUGAUCAUAACAGCAUAGACAGCAAGCCAGAAGUUUUAGGAACAGAAGGAUGUAUAUAUUAUUUUGAUUGGCAUACAGUAUAUGCUUGUGAAAGUGAAUCAAUGAAGGCCUCUGUUAAUUGCACAGUUGAAGACCCUUUAACUGGGUAUUUGUUUAACCUCUCACCUUUGAGAAACCGUGGAUUAUUCAGGUAUGAAAAAGAUAAUCAUCAAUAUUACCUCAGUGUGUGUGGUAAUAAUGAUUCUAGUCCAUGUGGUGCUGAUUCAGGCAUGUGUGAAGAAGAAUUAAAUGGCAUAAAGCGACACUGGAGUGGUGGAAAGCUGAACAGUCACUUGAUAUACAAUAACGGAAUUAUAUUUUUGAAUUACAGUGAUGGCGAUCCAUGCCAUAAUGGUAAUUUUACUCGUAACACUUUGAUAGAAUUUCGUUGUGGACAUGGAUUAGGUGAGCCAAAAUUUUUAUAUAAAUCCCAUGAUUGCACUUAUUUUUUUAUUUGGAAGACUAAAUUUGCGUGUCAAACACAAUUACAUUGUGGUGUAGGGAUAAAACUUCCAAAAAACUCAUGUCCUCCAGAGGCAGCAGUUUGUCGAGUUCAAAACAAUGGAUCAGCAGAGAGUUUAGGAAGUGUUCAGUAUGCACCAUUUGUUGAUUUUAUGGGCCAUGUCACUGCAGUUUAUACUAAUGGAUCCACUUGUGUAAAAAAUUCAAACUUUCAGAAUCAUGCAAGGAUCAUAUUUUUGUGUGAUAGUGAAGCUGGAAUAGGAAAGCAUGUUCUUCUUACUGAGGAUGAUGAGUGUUACUUUAUUUUUGAAUGGAGAACUAGCAUUGUAUGCCCAGUAAAGCUCAUCAGUGAUUCUAAAUUCACAUUUUCUAAUAAUACUGAUGACAGCAGAAAUGUAUAUUUCAAUCUUCUCCCACUUCAAAAGACAGGAACGAAGCCAUAUUAUGAGGUGACUGAUGGAAAUUCUUCUUAUUUCUUAAAUGUAUGUGCUACUCCUGAGAUUUCACAUCUUGCUAACUGUAAAACUUCCACAAUAUUCAAAAUAGAAGGAAAUAAUGUUCGUAAUUAUGGAGUUGCUGUAUCGCAGAAGAUUACAUACGAUGGCAUAAGAUUAAAAUUGACAUUUUAUGAUGGAGAUCCUUGUCCUUCACAUUCUGAGACAAAUUUAACAUCAGAAGUGCUUUUUGUUUGUAAUCCAUUUGUUGGUAGAGGAGAACCUGUGCUUCACAAGAAGUAUAGUUGUAUGACUGUAUUCCUGUGGGAAACAUCAAUAGCAUGCCAAAAAUUGCAGAAUCAGUGCUCUUUUGAUUUUGAUGGAAGCCAUUUUGAUUUUAGUCUUCUUUCUAGUCUAUCAUAUAAUUGGAACACAUCGGACAGUAAAAACACUACUUGUGAUGCAUUUAGUUCCACUUUAGAACCAAUAGCUAUCUGCUGCAGACAGUUAGUAGAUAAACGUGAUGCUGAUGAAAGAUCAUAUGGUUUCAAGUUAUAG